UUAAGGCGGGGGGGCCGGCAGGGCUCGGCGGCCGCGCACGGCAGUGGGGCCGCGCCGACACGGUGGGGCCGCGACGCGGGUGGGGUCCCCGGGUACCCCCAUCCAUCCCCGCAUCCCCGCCCGGCAUCCGCCGCGCCCCCCGGGGUCCUGUCCCCGCCCGUCCCGCGGCCUCUCUGUCCCCUCUCUGUCCCUCUCUGUCCCCUCUCUGUCCCCUCUGUCCCUCUCUGUCCCUCUCUGUCCCUCUCUGUCCCCUCUCUGCCCUCCAGUCCCCUUGUCCGUGGGGUGUGGGUGCCGUCCCCCUCCCUCCUCUCGGGGUGUCCCCGGGCUGAGCCCCCCCGGCGGGAACGUGGCGCAACCCGCCCGCGGGGAGCUCCGCUUUUUAUCGAUUUUAUUAUUUUUAGCAUUACCUAUAAUUUCCAAUUUUAUUAUUAAUUUUUAACCCCUCCUGGCCCCGCCCGGGGAGCGCGGGAUGGGGCUCCGGGGGCAGCCCCCGCUCUCCGCCCCCGGGGACCGCUGCCGGUGGUAGGUGUCCCCCGGGGCUGUCCCCACCGGGGAGCGGGCACCAUGGGGCAGGGGGCCACGGGGCUGGCCGGGGCACUGCCAGCCGGGACCCCGCAGCUGCUGGACGUGGGGCACACGCUCCCUCCGGGCGGGGAUGCUCUGAGCCACGCACGGGGCCUGGAUUGCUGGGAGGUUCGGAAGCACAACAGCUCCGAGUGGUGCCACUUCAUCCGGAGCAACCCCGACUGCCGGCUGGACGGGGGAUUCCUCGACUACCUCGAUGGGGUCUUCUGUGUCUUCCCGCCCCGGCUGCUGCCCCUGGCUGUCACCCUCUAUGCUCUCUGGCUCCUGUACCUGUUCAUCAUCCUCGGUGUGACAGCAGAGAAGUUCUUCUGCCCCAAUUUAUCAGCCAUCUCCACCAACCUGAAGCUGUCCCACAACGUGGCAGGUGUCACCUUCCUGGCCUUUGGAAACGGGGCCCCUGAUGUCUUCAGUGCUGUGGUGGCUUUCUCGGACCCCCGGACCGCAGGGCUGGCCAUCGGGGCUGUCUUUGGUGCCGGUGUGUUUGUGACCACGGUGGUGGCCGGGGGCAUUGCCCUGGUCAAGCCCUUCACGGCCGCCUCCAGGCCCUUCCUCAGGGACGUCAUCUUCUACAUGGUGGCCGUCUUCCUCACCUUCAUCAUCCUCUACUUGGGCAGGAUCAGGCUGGGAGAGGCUCUGGGUUACCUGGGGCUCUACGUGUUCUACGUGCUCACCGUGGUGCUCUGCACCUGGAUCCACCGGCGGCAGCGCGGGGAUGGGCUGGCCCCUCCCGGAGCCUGGGAGCCAGAGAUGCCGACAGAUGUGGAAGAGCCGGAGCCCUCGAGCACGAACAGUGGGGACUAUGGGGAGGAGUACCGGCCCCUGCUGCCCUCCCGGGAGAGCUCCCUGCGCAUCCUCACCUCGGCCCUCAGCCCCCUGGACUGCCGCAAGUGGAGGAGGAAGCCCUGGUACUGGCGGCUCUUCAAGGCCUUCAGGGUGCCCGUGGAGCUGCUGCUGCUGCUCACCGUUCCCGUUGUGGACCCCGACAAGGAUGACCUGAACUGGAGGAGACCCCUCAACUGCCUGCACAUCCUCACCAGCCCCCUGCUCUGCGUCCUCACCCUGAAGUCAGGCGCCUGUGUUUGCCUUCCUUGGGUUUUUGGCCAGUACCAUGUGGAUCAACGCCGCGGCCACGGAGCUGGUGAACAUCCUGCGCACGCUGGGCAUCAUCUUCCAGCUCAGCAACACCGUGCUGGGCCUCACACUGCUGGCCUGGGGCAACAGCAUCGGGGACACCUUCUCCGACCUCACCAUGGCCCGGCAGGGCUAUCCCCGCAUGGCCUUCUCCGCCUGCUUCGGGGGCAUCAUCUUCAACAUCCUGGUCGGCGUGGGGCUGGGCUGCCUGCUGCAGAUGAGCAGCAGCCAGCCGCUGGUGAAGCUGGAGCCGGACAGCUCGCUGGUGUGGGUGCUGGCCGGGGCGCUGGGGCUGAGCCUGGCAUUCUCCCUGGUGACGGUGCCAGCGCAGUGCUUCCAGCUGGGAAAGGCCUACGGGCUCUGCCUCAUCGCCUACUACCUGCUGUUCCUGUGCCUGGCCCUGCUCACCGAGUUCAGGGUCAUCCACUUCCCCACGCCCUGAGCGGCCCCGCAGCUCGCUCUGCCUCCCCACACAGCCUGUCCCUGCCGGGGGACAAUGGCACCGCCACCUCCCCGCGCUGCUGGAGGUGCCACCCAGCCCUCAGCUCCUGCUGCCCCUGGGGACGGAGCUGGCAGUGCCCACGGCCUGUCCUCACUCUCUCCGAGCUGUGACAUUUAGGGAACCCCGGCAGGAGCAGCACCCAAACCUCAGCUGUGUGUGGGGAAGCACCAGCUCAGGGGCACAGCGGGGGAGUUCUGCCUCCUCCAUGCCAUGCUCUGGGGCAGGGUGGCACUGCCACAGCCCUGGCACACAUCUGUCCUUGGAAGGGCUGUCCCUGAUGGCACCGUGGGCACACAGGGGACACGGUGCUCCAGGGACGCACUGGCUGUGGUGCAAGCAAAGCCUGAGGGAAAAACAAACACCAAACCAAGGGAGGCUGGUUUCCCCUGCUUUUUUUAGUAAUGUUUUUCAACCUGAGUUUCAAAUCCUACUUCUCUCCUCCUCCUGGGGUGGGCAGAGCUGUAGGAAAGGACUUGGAGGUUUCCACAGACAGUGUUGACCUCUGGCAGGACAAGAUUUAGGCACUGUAAAAACUGCAAUAAAAAAAAAAAAAAAAAAACGCAAACACAAACCCGACCUUGACUUUUGCCUGUUGCAAAGGCCAUUCCUCCUGCUCUCUGCUGCCCUGACUCAGCCCUUACUCAGCACAGAGCCUUGGAGGGCAGAGGGCCCUGGGACACCCAGAGUGGCUUUUCCUGAGGGAGUGGGGAAGUGGUUUCCAGUAGCUGAUGUCCCCAGAGCAGGCACGUGCUGCCACACUGGAAACGGGGUCAGCACAGCUCAGUCCCUGGGGACAGGGAAUCCCACAGUGCCAGCAGCAUGGAGGGCUGGGCUGGUGGCUCUGCUCCCAGCUGGAAGGUCCAUGGGAUACAGGCUGGAAAGCAAAUGAUCACCCCAGAGGGACACCCACAUCCCUGCCCCAGGGGAGAAGGGGGUGUUGAGCAAACACCACAACGGUCAGACCUGGUUCCUCCUUCUUUCCUCCUGGGCCUGAAGCAUUUCUCCUUUUUCUAACAGAUACCAGCAGCUUUCACAAAAAAAAAUAACACUCCCUGUGCCCGCAGCCAUUUGCUCUGCCCUGGUCUUGCCACGGCAGCUGCCAGAACCAGCUGGGACACAACGCCCAGUUCCUGCCACAGGCAGGGCUAAAGCAAUCCAAACCUGGCCAAGGUCCCAGGACAGAGGUGCAGGGUCAAACACCCCUUCUGGCCUCAACGCUGCACCGAGGCAGCCCUAAAAACCUGCCUUUGAAAGCGUUGGUGUUUAGGGGAAAAGCUGGCAGGGGGAAGGCAGAAGGGAAGGCAGGCUUUGUAAUGUCCAGGAACAGGAAUGUGGAGCAGCAAAAUAUUCCCAACACAAGCACUUGCUACCAGAGAGGGCAGGCAGGCUCCUCUUCAAACACUGGAAAUGCUCCAGCUUGGCCAAACCCACCUCUGGAAUAACAGGGGAAGGAGGAAAGGAAGCUGCUGCCUUUACGAAGCCGAGGAUGCUCUUUAUUAGUGCGCCUGAAAAAAAUCUAGAGAACAUCUGACAGACACGUCCAUAAAAUCGGGUUUUUUUAUAAACAAAACGCCAGCAUACAAAAUCCUGCAGUGCUUCCUCCCGUGCUCCCUACAAAAUGAUUGUCUCUGUCGUCAGUCUGUGGGUGGGGGGAGGGAGAGGAGGAUAAAUAGAAGGGGAUGCCCCGUACUCAAACUUUGUUUCCUUCCAAAGUCGUAAGAAAGAAGCAAACUCCUGCUGCCCUCCUUGGUUUUACAAAAAUAAUGAACACAGCGGGUAUGUGGGGGAGGAUCAACACCUUGGAGGCAGCACCCUGACCCCCAGCCCUCCAGGGAGCCCUUUAUUGCAUGAUCAGCCCUCCGUGCCUUCCUCAACACAGCUUAAAGCCACAGCUCCUUUCACACCCAGAAAAAACCCCCAAAAAGAAAAAAAAAAAAGUCACUGAUAGCCCUGCCAGGAGAAAUCAGCUGUAGGGGAAUGUGGAGAUUAACCACAGCCACAUUUUUUUCCCCAGUAACCUUCAUAAUGCUCAUUCAUUCUGCCCACAACUUAAAGCACAAUCAAGACCAUCUCCUGCAGGCCCAGGACUAAGCUGGAUAAACCUCCCGGGCUGCAACUCCACGCAGAGCAAGUGCACUGCUCCUUAAUUUGUGGUUGAAUUUAUGGUUUGGAAAACAGCCCUUUAAGGUCCUUCAUGGGUCAGCUCAGAAGUAGUUUCAUACCUGCAAGUAUCCAGAAAGAAAACAAAGAGUUGCCGUGAGGCACCCAGGGAGUCUGGCAAGGGUUGGGAGCAGCCACUGGUGCGUGUGUGCUGCUCUCCCACUCCUUCCAAGCGCUCCCACCGUGCCAUGGAGGGAGAGAUUUCCAGAAGCAGCUCUGUCUUGCCUCCCUCUGGAAGUCUCACCCAGCCAGGAAAUGCUCCUGAGCUGCCCGGGUAGGAUCAGCCCUGU
Taeniopygia guttata (zebra finch) is the source of this 4668-nucleotide messenger RNA. The record is from RefSeq and is a predicted model, not a curated record. NCBI's taxonomy places the organism in Eukaryota, Metazoa, Chordata, Aves, Passeriformes, Estrildidae.